This is a messenger RNA of Chaetomium globosum CBS 148.51, 1710 nucleotides long. RefSeq lists its product as uncharacterized. Gene Ontology annotation, biological process: peroxisome organization. Gene Ontology annotation, cellular component: peroxisomal membrane. Lineage: Eukaryota; Fungi; Ascomycota; Sordariomycetes; Sordariales; Chaetomiaceae. The record is from RefSeq and is a predicted model, not a curated record. Bases 1 to 1710 code for a protein of 569 amino acids. The transcript has 2 exons.
AUGGAGGACUAUGCAGCCAGUUUUCUAAACGUCAUCGAAGAAGCGGCGAAUCCAGAAUCCGAGGGCCACGAAGAUGAGGGACAACACGAAGUGGAAACUGCUGACACCGCCGACGCCACCGUCGAUGCUGCUGACGCAGAGUCGGCAAAGAAGGGGAGGAGGGGCUUGCGCAAUGGCAUCUUCCGCGCUGCCAACAUUCAGGAUAAGCUUUUGGAAAAGCUCGUGUCCCAAGUAAUGCCUGCGGAGGAAGGACGUGGUCAUGUCCCGGAUAUCUCCGGCGAUGACAUACCCUUUGCCAAACGGCCAGGCUUUUCGCUCCCUCUCAUGACCACCAACUUUAGACGGUUCAAUGCCCGCAUCGGCGUCGUCUUCAAGUUUCAGGCCCGAGCAUUCCGCCUGCUGUCCUGGCGCCGGCCGACUCACACACUCUCCUUCCUCGCCGUCUACACCUUUGUGUGUCUAGACCCCUACCUCCUGUUCGCCCUCCCACUCGCCAUUUCCCUCUUCGGCAUCCUAGUGCCCUCCUUCAUCGCCCGCCACCCAGCGCCGACGCCAGACGCAGACCGCGUCCGGAACAUGAGCUAUUCCCCACGAGGCCCGCCCCUCGCGCCGGCGCGCACUGUCAAGCCGACCAAGGAGCUCUCGCACGACUUCUUCCGCAACAUGGGCGACCUACAGAACGUCAUGGAAGACUUCAGCGUCGCCCACGACAAGAUCGUCGCGCUGGUUGUCCCCAAGACCAAUUUCUCCGACGAGGCCCUCUCCUCAGCCGUCUUCGUGCUCUUGUUCGCCGGCUGCCUUAUCAUGCUCAUCGCAGCCCACCUCCUCCCGCUCCGCGCUCUGGCUCUCGUAGGCGGAUGGGCAGCCAUCUGGUCGGGCCACCCAACAGUAGCCAGGUUGCUGCAGCAAGCGAAACUCCAAUACCUCGACGCCCCUCCAUCCCCUGCCUCAGCAGCAGACCCCGUCCACCACCAACACCAACAACACCAAGACCCAACUAAACCCCCACCCCCCAACAACAAGAAACACCCCCUCCUCACCAACCCCACUCAAACCCUCCAAACCCUCAUAACCCAAGACAUCCACCUCGACACCUCCCCAGAAACCCGCGAAGUCGAGAUCUUCGAACUCCAACGCCAGGACCUCCCCACCACCACGGGACCCCCCUCCUCAUCACCCUCCCCCACCCCCGGCCACCCCACCUCCUCAACCUACCCCAACGAAUGGCAACCCUGGCUCUUCUCCCCCUCACCCUACGACCCGCUGUCCGCGGCACGACUGGCCAACGAGCGGCCCCGCGGCGCGCGCUUCUUUGAGGACGUGCUGCCGCCCCCGGGGUGGGUGUGGAGUGAGAAGAAGUGGGCGCUGGAUCUGUGGAGCCGCGAGUGGGUGGAGGAGAGGAUCAUCACGGGUGUGGAGGUGGAGACGGAGGGGGAGCGGUGGGUUUAUGAUAUGUGGAGUGAGCGGGAUGCGGGUGGCGGUAGUGGUGGGCAUGGAGGUGGUGGCGGUGGUGGGAACGGUGGGCUAGAGGCGGGGGAGGGGGAUGCGGUGGUUGUGAGGGAUCAGCAGCAGCAGCGGAAUCGGGAGAGGAUGGGGACGCCGGGGUUGAGUUGGGAGGAGGGUGAGGAGGGGAUGGGGAGGCGCGGGCAGUGGAGGAGGCGGCGGUGGGUGAGGUUGGUUAAGCGGAAGGGGGUUACUGCGUCGGGGUGA